AUGUGUGCAAUUGAGCACCGCCCAGAUAGCAGGACUCGAGAUUCUCUGACCCAUACAUUAUUCAACUUAAUCAAGCGCCCUGAUAAACAACAGAGAAGAAGAAUAAUGGAGAUAUAUCACAUGUACGACGAGCGUAGACUACCUGUUGCUCAAUCAUGUGGCGAGCUUGCAGAAUUUGUGCUGCCUGAGAUUCGGGAUUCUCUUAUUUUAUCUAUUGUGCAGCAGCUAAUAGAACAUGCUGCCAUCAUUAUUCGAGAGGCUGCUGCUCAUAAUUUGCCUUUGCUGCUUCAUCUUUUUCAAAACAUGGAUAAAUAUUUCAAGGCAAUCAUGGAGAAGAUUUCUGACUUUAAAGAAUUGACUGCAAUGUAUGCUCUGCAGCAGGUUGACGGGACAGUACAGGAAAUGGAGCCUUUUACCCUUGUAGAGGAGUUGAUGUUCCAAUUGAUAUGUGAUCCAUCAGGAGUGGUGGUCGAAACUACUCUCAAGGAAUUGGUUCCUGCAGUUAUAAAGUGGGGAAACAAAUUAGACCACGUUCUGAGAGUUUUGUUCUCACAUAUUGAGUGCUGCUCAGAUGUUCUAUUGAGAAUGCUAGAGGAAUUGAUCCCUUUUGUGCCUCAGAAAGCAAUUGAGACGCGUCCUUUCUUGUCCACAGUAGAAUCUAGGCAAGUUGUGUUUUCUACCACAUUGCUUGAAUUGUAUGCGAGGGGGCAUGUUGAAUGGGAUGCAUUUGAAUGGAUGCAUGUUGAGUGCUUUCCCAAAUUGAUACAGCUGGCGUGCUUGUUACCCUGCAAAGAAGAUAAUCUAAGGAGCCGAAUUUCAAAGUUUCUGUUAUCUCUUUCUCAAAGGUUUGGGGAUUCAUAUAUGACAUGCAUCAUGCUACCUGUAUUUUUAACAGCAGUGGGAGAUGAUGCUGAUUUGACAUUUUUUCCUACUGCCAUACAUUCAAGAAUUCAAGGUUUGAGGCCAAGAUCUAUUGUUGCGGAGAAGUUCUCGGCAUUAUGUGUCCUACCGCUUCUGUUGGCUGGUAUUUUGAGUGCUCCUGGAAAACGUUAUCAGUUAGAAGAUUACAUAAGAAAGUUGUUAGUAAAAGACAAUUGGAAGGAGAAUUUGCCAGCAAAGCAAACUCCCGAGGUCAUUAAAUCUUUCCGCUUCAUUUGCAUAUAUGAAGAAAAUCAUGGUAUGAUAUUUAAUAUACUGUGGGAAAUGGUUGUUAACACUGACGUGAACAUGAAAAUCAGAGCUGCCAAGCUUCUAAAAGCUAUUGUGCCAUAUAUUGAUGCAAUACUUGCUUCAACGCAUUCUUUGCCUGCCCUAGUUACUCUUGGAUCUGACAAAAACGUCAAUGCUAAGUGUGCCAGCAUUGAUGCAUUUGGUGUCGUGGCUCAACGCUUUAAAAAUGAGAUGAUAAUUGACCAGAUACGGGUUCAAAUUGGUGCUUUUCUUGAAGAUGGAUCCCAUGAAGCUACUGUUUCCGUCAUUCGUGCAUUGGUGGUUGCAAUACCAAAUACAGCAGAGCAACUUAGAGAUUAUAUAUCCUUAACUUUUUUGUGUGGAAAGGAAAUCCGUGCCCGCUACUACUUCAAGUGA
Sphenostylis stenocarpa is the source of this 1587-nucleotide messenger RNA. The record is from the annotation of a GenBank genome assembly. Lineage: Eukaryota; Viridiplantae; Streptophyta; Magnoliopsida; Fabales; Fabaceae.